Molecule: messenger RNA, 1460 nt
Organism: Nezara viridula (southern green stink bug)
Lineage: Eukaryota; Metazoa; Arthropoda; Insecta; Hemiptera; Pentatomidae
Source: the annotation of a GenBank genome assembly
AAAAGUUUUUAGUGACCGUGUAAUGUUUUACAUAUAAGGUAGAAUAAUAAAAAUGGGUCGUAAAAAAUUAAGUUUAACUGAUGAAGAACGCAUUUUGCGAAAAAAGGAACAAAUGAAAAAGGUGCAUGAAAGACAGAAAUUCUUACAUCCUGAAAAGUUAGAAAAAAGGCGAGCGAGACGGCGAAUUGAAAAUUUAAAGCCUGAACAGUUAGAAAAGAAAAGGGAGCGCAAUAGGACAUACUAUGAAAACAUUAGAAAUAAAAGGCUCAAAUUGAUAGGCUUAUACAAAGGUGGACAAGUUGAACAUUUUAACAAUGAAGAUUUAAAACAGGAAUGUGAUUUCUGUGGUGCUUUGUCAUUUGAAGAGGAAAUUUCUAGAUUGAAAAAUAACUGCUGUCACACAGACAUGAAUGACUCUUUUGUCUUUAUUAAAGAAGAAAAGAGAGAUGAAACUGAGUCUGCCUAUAUUAAUGACUCUUUCGUUUUUAUUAAAGAAGAAAUGACUGAUGAAGCUGAAUCUACUUAUAUGUCUGACUCCUUUGUCUUUAUCAAAGAAGAAAAGACAGAUGAAACUGAAUCUGCUUUAUCAGCAGUUGGUUUGAAAGAACAGAAAAAAUCGGAGACAUAUUAUGGUGGACUUGUUCAUGUGAAACUAGAAGGAGAAAGUCUUGUCCCAGAGGAUGGUGAGAAUUUAUACUAUUAACCUGUUAGCUGCUAGCAGGAUAACCUUUCAGAUCAUGACGUAAUUCACAGAGCUUCUGUCAUAUUUAUGUUAUAUUAGCUUUAGGUUGAUCGGAUGAUAUAGACAUCGUAGGACACUCCUUCCAGGCUGCACCAAGCGUUUUCCUUGCUCUAGUGGGUCCUGCAAGAAGACUUGACUAGGAAGUCAACACUGCCAAAACAAAAUAUAUGGUUACAGGAGAAGUGCCUAGACCUGGAGAGGAGGUGACUUUCGGAGAGUGCCAAUUCAAGAAGACCAAUGAUUUUGUAUUAUCUUGGCUCAUUGGAAACUCAAGACGCCCCAGAACAAGAGGUUUGACAUAGGAUCAUAGCAGGAAAUUGAUGUUUUUUUUUCUAUGGUAAGGCAGUUCCAGAGUAAAGCUCUGUCCAGAAGAUAUGUCUUUAUAAGAGGAUAGUCCAUCCAUUAUUGCUGUAUGGUUGUUAGACUUGAACUACUUCCCGACCUUAUGAACAAGAACUUCUGAUCUAUGAAAAAAGAAUCCUAAGAUGUACCUAUGGUGGUGUUCUUAUUGGAGGAGAUAGGAACAUAAGUAUAAACCAGAAGCUGUACGCCAUGUUUAAGGAGCCUGAUAAAGUUGAAGUGAUGAAGAUUACAAGACUGAGAUAGUGGCAGUGAGGAUCCACUAAGACAAUUGGUGAUGGAGCCACUCCAUGGUACCAAGAGAAGAGGAAGACCAAAGCUGUGAUGGGCUGACGAUGUUGCUGCUGACGCAACAAAU